Tribolium castaneum (red flour beetle) is the source of this 1778-nucleotide messenger RNA. Its product is annotated as arylsulfatase B. Lineage: Eukaryota; Metazoa; Arthropoda; Insecta; Coleoptera; Tenebrionidae. The record is from RefSeq and is a predicted model, not a curated record. The transcript has 8 exons. The coding region runs from base 70 to 1746 and encodes 558 amino acids.
GGUGAUGUUUUAUUUGCGGAUUCAGUCCUGUUUUGAUCAUCUCGUCUGUAGACUCACACAGCUACAGACAUGUUGCUGGAAACGCGAUGGAACUUGAUUUUUGGAUGUGUGUUGUUUUGCGGUUUUUUCGAAAAAAUUCACUGUGCCACCGGACAACCAAACGUUGUUUUCAUCGUUGCUGAUGACUUGGGUUGGAAUGAUGUGGGUUUCCACGGAAGUAACCAGAUUCCAACACCCAACAUUGACGCGCUCGCAUACAAUGGCAUAAUUCUCAAUAGCCAUUACAGUCAAUCAUUCGGUACUCCUUCAAGAGCCGCUUUAUUAACAGGAAAAUAUCCAAUGAAAUUAGGACUGCAAGGACCUUCGAUAACGCCAGCUGAAGGACGAUCCUUACCUGAAGGAAAAAUAAUGUCCGAGUAUUUCAAGGACAUGGGCUAUGCCACCCAUCUCGUGGGCAAAUGGCAUCUGGGCCACUCCCGUUGGAAUGACACUCCAACGUUCCGAGGAUUCGACCAUUUCUUCGGGUUCUAUAACGGAUUCACCAGUUACUACGACUACGUCUCCAACUGGAAGAUCAAUGAUAAGGAAUAUAGCGGUUUUGACUUGCGAAGAGACACGGUGCCCAGUUGGAACGAUGCUGGAAAAUACGCAACGGAUUUAUUUGCCGAACACGCCGUUGACGUGAUCCAAAAACACAAUGUCAAUACGCCGCUUUUUAUGAUGAUUGCUCAUCUAGCCGUCCAUGUAGGAAAUGAGGGGAAAUGGCUGGAGGCUCCCCAAGAAACCGUCAAUAAAUUCAAACAUAUCCGGGACCCCAAUCGGAGGACCUACGCAGCAAUGGUCUCGAAACUUGACGACAGCAUCGGUGCCGUGUUUGAAGCCUUGGAGGCGAAAAACAUGUUACAGAACACAAUUGUCGUUUUUAUUUCCGACAAUGGCGCGCCGACAGUGGGCCCCCACCACAACUGGGGGUCUAAUUAUCCUUUACGAGGCAUUAAAGACACCCUGUUUGAGGGCGGAGUGCGUACGGUGGCAUGCAUAUGGAGUCCUUUGCUGGUUCAAUCGUCACGCGUUUCCACCGACCUCAUCCACAUAACCGACUGGCUACCGACUCUCUUUACCGCAGUCGGUGGCGACUUGAGUGUCUUGGACCCAGACCUUGACGGCAUAGACCAAUGGUCCAGUCUAGUUUACGACCUACCAUCGGCCCGCAACGACAUUCCUCUAAACAUCGACGAAAAAACCAGAAACGCGGCUUUGCGAUUCUCUUACUGGAAACUGAUAGUUGGCACCAGUGGUAACGGGAGUUACAAUGGUUACUUCGGAGCCCCGCUCAAUGAAAAUAUCGAGGAGCAACAAUACAACACUUCGGCGAUUAAUGACAGCCCCGUUGGCCGCAUUGCGAAAAAAAUCAAUUACAAUCCGCUUUCAGAAACCGACUUUGAUGGUUUACGGAGAGUUGCGACCCUGAAAUGUCUGGACGCGAAAGCAAAACGAAAUCCAUGUGAUCCUGCAAGUGGAGCUGUCUGUUUGUAUAACAUACCGAAUGAUCCGUGUGAGGAGAAUGAUCUAGCCAAGUUUUUUCCGAGCGUUGUGCGGAGAAUUAAACGGACUCUGGUGGAUUAUAGGCAAGGGUUAGUUCCACAAAUUGAGACGAGCAUUGAUAUCGAAAAUGCUGAUCCCAAACUGUUCCAAUUCGCCUGGAAUCCGUGGCGCGACUGCUCGGACGCUGCCUGCACUAGCUGAUAAUAAAUCUCACGAAUAAAGCAUUUUUUCAA